Penicillium malachiteum is the source of this 2094-nucleotide messenger RNA. RefSeq lists its product as uncharacterized. Gene Ontology annotation, molecular function: nucleic acid binding. NCBI's taxonomy places the organism in Eukaryota, Fungi, Ascomycota, Eurotiomycetes, Eurotiales, Aspergillaceae. The transcript has 2 exons. Bases 1 to 2094 code for a protein of 697 amino acids. The record is from RefSeq and is a predicted model, not a curated record.
AUGUCACGCAAGGGACGCAAAGCUGCGAAAUUGUGGUCGCUCUACCAUAAGCUCCAUGACGAUGUAGCACAGGUAUUAGACGAUGAAGGGCUUCAAAUGGAUUUCCUAGACGCCGAUGAUGAGGCAACGAAUAUCGAGGACUUGGGCACGAAUGUUAUGGGUCGAUUUAUAUGUCCAAACAGCAGCGGGUGCAUCCUACCCCUAGCAUUCUGCUCGGAACGAACGGCAAACAUUCAGAUCAACGGACAAUUGUCGGAGGCCCAAAGCCUGCCACAGGCGGGACUGCCGCAGGGCUCGCCCCUGUCUCCGAUUCUCUUUCUCUUCUUCAACGCCGACCUCGUGCAACGACAAAUCGACAGCCAGGGCGGAGCAGUCGCUUUCGUGGAUGAUUAUACCGCGUGGGUGACUGGACCAACUGCACACAGUAAUCGGGAAGGAAUCGAGACGAUUAUCAACGAGGCACUUGACUGGGAGAGGAGGAGCGGAGCGACAUUUGAGGCUGACAAGACAGCUAUCAUACACUUUGCUCCUAAGAUGCGUAAAUUCGACCAUUCGCCAUUCACCAUUAAGGGACAGACGGUGGUGCCCAAAGACCACGUCAAGAUCCUGGGUGUCUUGAUGGACACGAGACUCAAGUACAAGGAACAUAUCGCGAGGGCAGCGUCCAAGGGGCUUGAAGCAGCGAUGGAGCUCCGGCGACUCCGGGGUCUAAUCCCAGCAACCGCGCGGCAGCUGUUCACGUCGACGGUGGCACCGGUCGUGGACUACGCCUCCAACGUCUGGAUGCACGCGUGCAAGGAUAAAGCCAUGGGGCCGAUCAAUCGAGUCCAAAGAGUCGGCGCGCAGGCCAUUGUGGGGACAUUUCUCACGGUCGCGACCAGUGUCGCAGAGGCAGAGGCUCACAUAGCUCCCGCACAGCGUCGAUUCUGGAAACGGGCCGUGAAAAUGUGGACAGAUACUCACACCUUGCCGGAAACCAAUCCUCUCCGCCGGUGUACAGGUCAAAUCAGAAAGUUCAGACGAUAUCACCGCUCGCCGCUUUAUCAAGUAGCCGACACGCUGAGGAAUAUCGAUAUGGAAACGCUGGAAACCAUCCACGCGUUCACCUUGGCACCGUGGGACGCACGCGUGCGCACAGACGUCGCGGCAGUGCCGCACUCACUGGACGAAUCGGGCGGGUCUAUGCAGAUCGCAAUCAGCGGCUCGGCGCGGAACGGGCUAGUAGGGUUUGGGAUCGCGAUCGAGAAGCAGCCUCCUCGGUACCGAAAACCGAGACUGAAAGCCCUUUCCAUCACACUGGGUGUACGAUCAGAGCAAAACCCAUUCUCUGCGGAGCUCGCCGGAAUGACACACGCACUGAAAAUGCAAGUGGCACUGAAGAAUUACAGGAUUACGCUACUCACGAGCAACAAAGCGGCGACUCUCACAGUCAGGAACCCUCGACAACAGUCGGGCCAGGACUUUGUGGCUCAAUUGUACAAGUCGAUGGAAAGAAUGCGAAGGAACGGCAACCGGAUCGACAUCGUUUGGGUCGCCGUAAGCGAGAAUAACAGAUUGUUGGGCCUGGCUAAGGAACAGGCCAGGACCGCGACCCACGAGGACGCUCUCGUCCAAGUACAGGUGCCGAGGAUGAAGUCAACGACCCUGAAUCUCGCACAGUCCCAGGUGAACCCGGGCAAAAGCCUGCCAGAGAAUGUCGGGAAACACGUGAAACACGUAGACUCCGCGCUUCCAGGAAAACACACUCGACAGCUUUACGAUCGCUUAUCGUGGAAAGAAGCAAGCGUGCUCGCUCAACUCCGGACGGGCAUGGCCAGACUCAAUGGAUACCUCUCUCAGAUCAACGUGGCUGAGACAGAUCAAUGUGCGUGCGGACAAGCCAGAGAAACGGUAGAGCACUUCCUCUUUCGCUGUCGGAGGUGGACGGCGCACCGGACAAGACUACUACAAUGUACGGACACUCAUCGAGGCAACAUAUCCUACUUUCUCGGCGGCAAGUCGCUGGCCGACGACCAGAACUGGACGCCAAACUUGGAAGCAGUGCGAGCCUCCAUACGGUUUGCAAUCGCCACGGGUCGACUUGACGUCAUAUAA